Molecule: messenger RNA, 3021 nt
Organism: Colletotrichum karsti
Lineage: Eukaryota; Fungi; Ascomycota; Sordariomycetes; Glomerellales; Glomerellaceae
Product: putative ph domain-containing protein
Exons: 2
Coding region: 1-3021 (1006 amino acids)
Biological process (GO): phospholipid transport
Cellular component (GO): endoplasmic reticulum; ERMES complex
Molecular function (GO): lipid binding
Source: RefSeq, a predicted model, not a curated record
AUGGGGGGCUGGACCAGCUUCUUGUUCACCUAUCUCCUGGGAGGCUUGACCUUCAUCCCUCUGGUCAUCGUCGCCGUCCUUGCGCACGCAUACUUCACCCUUCCCUACCGACAGGAUGCAGACACGAGUCUCGAGGAUGACGGCGGUCAAGACUCUAUUGUGCAGCCGGGAGACGAUGUCAAGGCCCUCGAGGCUGCGAAGGCUGUCGAUAAGGACGACUCCGCGAAGCGACCUGCGACUCAGGAUAACGACGUAGCGGCGGGGUACUUUGCCGUGUGUCGCGAGUACACGCCCAUGGGGAUCAACGCGAAGCCUAUCGAGCGAGCCACACCCACCGGGUCUGCCACUGUCGCCGCGCCGAGCCAGAGUGUCUACCAGACUAUGUAUCGAAGCAUUUUCGAGCGGAAGCCGACGCCAGGACCUCUGGACAAUAAAAAUGGCCUGAGCCAGCGUCCCAAGAAUGCUGGCAACGUCUUCUAUGUCGUCUUGAGACAUGGGCACCUGAUGCUCUUUGACGAUGACGAGCAGAUCGAGGUGCGACACGUUAUUUCGCUUGCGCACCACGAUGUCAGUAUAUACUCGGGAGGAGACGUGACACCAGAGGGCGAGCUGUAUAUCAAAAGAAAUGCGCUGUGUCUUUCCAGGAGGCCGGAUGGCCCGGAGGUUGGCCCCGACAGUCAGCUCUCCAAGCCGUUCUAUCUUUUCUCGGAGAACUGCUCAGCCAAGGAGGACUUUUACUUUGCUCUGCUUCGCAAUCAGGAGCAGACCUUCGGAGCCGAGCGGAAAGCGCCUAAACCGAAGCAGUUUGAGGUUAAGAACAUCAUAUCGCUUGUGCAGAAGCUGCACUCGUCAGAGGAGCACCUGUCCACGCGAUGGCUGAAUGCCAUGAUCGGCCGAAUAUUCCUUGGUCUUCACAAAACAGCAGACCUGGAACACUUGAUCCGAGAGAAGCUCACUAAGAAGAUCGCCCGAGUCAAGCGGCCGUCCUUUCUCACCAACAUUGCGAUCCGCGGGAUUGACACUGGUGAAUCAGCUCCCAUCAUCACGAAUCCCCGCCAUAAGGACCUGAAUGUAGAGGGAGAGUGCGUGAUGGAGGCCGAUGUGCGAUACACGGGGAACUUCCGGAUUGAGGUUGCAGCAACGGCCCGCAUCGACCUUGGAUCGCGCUUCAAGGUUCGCGAGGUCGACCUCGUUCUCGCAGUCGUCUUGAAAAAGUUGGAGGGACACAUGCUUUUCAAGAUCAAACCGCCGCCGAGCAACCGAAUCUGGCUCUCUUUCCAGAGUCAGCCGAAGAUGGAAAUGACCAUUGAGCCUAUCGUCAGCGCUAGGCAGAUUACAUACACUAUUAUUUUGCGACAAAUCGAGAACAGGAUCAAGGAGGUCAUUGCCGAGACGUUGGUGCAGCCGUUCUGGGACGAUAUGCCCUUCUUCAACACGGAGCACAAGAAGUGGCGUGGUGGAAUCUGGGAGGAUGACGAUGCCGUUAUUGGCUCGCCUACUCUAGAGGCUCACGUCGCACAAGAGGGAGACGUUGAGGGAGUCGACCGCUUGGACGACACAGGAGACUUGCAGAGCGAUCUGAGACCAAGCGACAUGAGACCAUUCGAGAAGAGUCACAGCAUGCCCAUCGUCGAGAAUACACCGCCAACUGGCUUGUUCGGCAGGAAGAUCCAGGGCAAAGGACUCAACAGCCCCUUGAACGGAUCUUCUACCAGCGUCGACGCCGUGGGGUCGCCGCCGUCGCCAGCAUCGAAACCUAGGCCGUUUAGAUCGCCGUCGGUGUCAAGCCCUGCAAAUCCUGUUGUUGGGACCGACGCUGCUCAUGCAGACAUGUUCAAGCCGUCAUCAUCUCCGCCUGAUCAUGCGUCAAAUCUGAUGGCGGCGUUGUCCGCAAAAUCUCAGGCCAAUUCCCCCGCGGUAACACCUGCCGAGACACCUGCAAGGCCGGCAUCCGUCGCAAAGGCACCGAGCCAGUCUUCUGCUUCGUCCCGUGAGGCGACGGACAACGAAAACGAGGCCGACCGGACACCCGUGGGCAAGAUACGGCGAAGUACGACGUCGUCUGCCGAGUCGAUGCGGGCGAAUGAGACGACAGAUCCGGGUUCACCAAACCCCUCCUCACGGGCGCCGUCGAUCAAGAGCGCCACGGGCUCCAUCUCAAAGGGAUUAUUCAGGCGUGAAAACACGGGAAGCACCAUCUCGGGCUCGGGCGCGUCGACAAAUGGCGAGACCAAACGCACCACCCUCGCCGCCGUCGCAAACGCGGCCGUCACGGCGAGACAAUGGGGAUGGAACGCUCUCCAAAAGCACAAAGAUACAAGGAACGGGAACUCGGCCGAGCAGAAUCCGCCAGUGGACUUGAACCGGCCUAUGGGACGUGGACAACCGCUGCCGCCGCCCGGCACACCGCUCCCUCCUCCUGUGAAGGGCUCGAAAGUGACGACGAUACCCGUGCCCAAGCGGAAGCCCAUCCCUCCUCCAAGUUUGCCAGAGCGUCCGCAUUCCGCAGCUCUUGCAGAUAGCAAGCCAGAACGCAAGCCUAUCCCGCCGCCGCUGGUGGAAAGCAAGUCGGAUCGGUCGGAGCGCAGGCCAGUCCCUCCGCCGCCCUUGCCCUCACGCCGGCACAUCGACAAAGAUGACAAUGAUGCCGGCGAGAACAUGCUAGUCGUCGAAGCCCCUCUCGACUCGGAACCGACGACCCCAAUGGACGAGAACAUUCCCCAGCCAGCAUACGUACAACCGUGGGCCGAGGACACAGACGACUACGAAGAGCCCCCCUCGAUAGGCCCAUCCCGCGAGAGCAGUAGCUCCUCAACUACCAGCGAAGGAGCCAGCCGCACCCCUCCGCCACUACCUGAAAGACGUGCCAGCCCCAUCCAGACGAUGCCGGCCACCGUAGGCGACGAAGACGAUGAUUACUCCGCGUGGAUGGAAGAUGACGACGCGACCACCACCACCAACGAUACAUACGAGGACGAGAACAAGAACCCCGAGUAUCACGGUCUCGGCGGACGGAACUAA